This is a messenger RNA of Culex quinquefasciatus (southern house mosquito), 809 nucleotides long. RefSeq names its product larval cuticle protein A3A. The record is from RefSeq and is a predicted model, not a curated record. Lineage: Eukaryota; Metazoa; Arthropoda; Insecta; Diptera; Culicidae. The transcript is spliced from 2 exons. The coding region runs from base 86 to 679 and encodes 197 amino acids. Gene Ontology annotation, cellular component: extracellular matrix.
GGGUUUGCUGAAGGUACAGUUCGAUCGUUUGUUUUGUACCGUGAACAACAGCUUCGCUGUCCUGUCCCAACCCGUCCAAAUCACAAUGGCUUUCAAGUUUGUGGUCUUCCUUGCCCUGGUGGCCAUUGCCCAUGCCGGAGUCAUCUCCAGCCCGGCUUUGGCGACCUACGCCGCCGCUCCGGCUCUGUCAUAUUCGGCGCCAAUCGCCCGAACGCUGUCCUACGCUGCCCCAGUGGCCAAGACCAUUGUUGCCGCUCCGGCUCUGGCCAAGACCGUUGUCGCCGAUGAGUACGACCCGAACCCGGAGUACUCUUUCUCGUACGGAAUCUCCGACCAACUGACCGGAGACCAGAAAGAACAGCACGAGACCCGCAACGGUGAUGUCGUCCAGGGAUCUUACUCGCUGGUUGAAGCUGAUGGUACCCGUCGCAUUGUUGAUUACACCGCCGAUCCCAUCCACGGAUUCAACGCCGUCGUCCGCAAGGAAGGACUCGCUGCCCCAGUCAUCGCCGCCAAGACCGUUGUUGCCCAACCUGCCAUCGCCGCCUACGCCGCCCCAGCUGUGACCAAGACCAUCGUCCAGCAGCCAGCCAUUGCCACCAAGACCGUCAUUGCUCAGCCAGCUAUUGCCUCGUACUCGGCUCCUCUGGCCACCAAGACCAUCGUUGCUCACCACUAAAUGGUGUAUUAUAUCCCUUCGAAGAAAGACUGUUACAGCACGUACCUCCUCGUAAAAUCCCUUCUCCUUAAUUUAUUGAUUGUGUUUUCUUUUUUAAGAUGAAAUAAAGCAAACCCAUGAAAAAGACAUA